This is a messenger RNA of Penicillium pulvis, 1023 nucleotides long. RefSeq names its product ribonuclease III. Gene Ontology annotation, molecular function: double-stranded RNA binding; ribonuclease III activity. Gene Ontology annotation, cellular component: nucleus. Gene Ontology annotation, biological process: primary miRNA processing; regulation of gene expression; rRNA processing. Bases 1 to 1023 code for a protein of 340 amino acids. The record is from RefSeq and is a predicted model, not a curated record. Lineage: Eukaryota; Fungi; Ascomycota; Eurotiomycetes; Eurotiales; Aspergillaceae. The transcript has a single exon.
AUGAAGAACAGCCAUUUGUCGGAGAAGGACCAAACUGCGAAUCCUGUAGGAGAAAAUCGUCCGAUCCACGCCUCAAGCAGCAACUCUCGGCUGUCUCUUCUAAAGACCCUCGUUGAAGAAGCAACAAAUGAUCUCGAGAUUACCGAGGCUGAACCUAAAAUUGCGCAAGCGAUAGCAAUGCUGUAUAGCGCUUUUCAGGAUUCACAUGGGCCUUUAGUGCUUGAUCAUGAAUCUCGCCAAGCUUCUCAAGGCGCAGAGCCCAAGUUUUCAACCCCAAAACCACAGCGCAAUCAAUCCGGAAUGCCUAGCUUGCCACCGAUUCAGGAUAUUUUACUUCAGCGAGCUGUUUUUAUGCACCCGGCUUGUGGAAAGUCAAGUGAUGCCAGCUACGACCGACUAGAGGUACUGGGGGACGCAUAUAUCGAACUGAUAGCAACCAAAUUGGUGUGGGAGAGAUUUCCGGGCAUUCCUGCUGGGAGAAUAUCACAGAUUCGAGAAGGCUUAGUCAAGAAUGAGACGCUUGCGAAAUUUGCCGAGAAAUAUGGAUUUGAUCAUAAAGCAUCGGUCCCAGCGACCUACUCCGACCAGCCGAAACGAUGGGUAAAGACCAAAGGCGAUAUUUUCGAAGCUUAUGUGGCUGCGGUCGUAUUAUCUGAUCCACAAAAGGGCUAUGGGAUGGUGGAAGAGUGGCUGAUCGGAUUGUGGUCGCCACUUUUAGACAAGUUAGGGCAUCAGAAAGCGGAGUUACGUUCUAAGGAGGAGCUUGCAAAGAGAGUCAUGGGCAAAGGUAUCAAGCUGGAAUAUCUCCCGGAGCGUGAUCCGAUUCAAGUAAAGGGCAGCGGUACUCAGAUGUUUUUCAUUGGGGUCUAUCUCACAGGCUGGGGCUGGGAAAAAACGCAUCUUGGCUCAGGGCAAGGCUCUAGUAAAGUGGAGGCAGGGGACGAAGCCGCUCGAACUGCCCUACUGAAUACAUCACUGAUCUCUCAAGUCAUCGCUGCCAAGAAGGCGAUGACGGGGAAAUAA